Tachyglossus aculeatus (Australian echidna) is the source of this 1503-nucleotide messenger RNA. It is a transcript of the gene ZCWPW2, whose product is annotated as zinc finger CW-type and PWWP domain containing 2. Gene Ontology annotation, cellular component: nucleus. The record is from RefSeq and is a predicted model, not a curated record. The transcript has 11 exons. Gene Ontology annotation, molecular function: zinc ion binding. Lineage: Eukaryota; Metazoa; Chordata; Mammalia; Monotremata; Tachyglossidae. The coding region runs from base 299 to 1342 and encodes 347 amino acids.
CGAGAGGAGCCGGAAGUCGCGAGGCGGGGAAAGGCGGGAAGGAGCGGGCGCGCGCCGCCACGUGACCGCCCCUUCAGGGAGGCGACGACGACGACCACGGCCUCAGGCGGGGGCGGCGGCCGUCGAAGACAAAAUCUGAGCUAAAUGGAUUCCCUCUGUGCCUGCCCCGACUUCUGACUGAGGUGGAAAGGGGGAAGUUCCAAGGACGCAUUUAAGGUGGUUCCUGGAAAGGAGACACUUCACCUCCCGUUAGAAACAGUGAAAUUUCAAGAGGACUGGAGAAAGCCCAAGCACUGAUAUGAAUUCUUCAGUUAAAAGCAGCUUCUAUGAGGGCAAAGUGUGGUUUCAGUGUGAGAAUGAAAGUUGUUUAAAGUGGAGGCUGUUAUCGAGUGAAGAUGCCGCACGAGUCGAUCAAAGUGAGCCAUGGUUCUGCUUCAUGAACACCGAUCCAAACUAUAACGCGUGCUCUGUUUCUGAAGAAAAUUUUCCCGAAGAAUCUCAGUUUUAUGAAAGCGGUUAUAAGUUUGUUUAUUCGCAGUUUCCUAUAGGAAGUCUAGUUUUGGUGAAAUUGUACUAUUGGCCAAGUUGGCCUGGCAUACUUUGUCUUGAUUCCCUGAAGGGGAAAUAUGUGACCUAUGACCUGGAUGGAAAUGUAGACAGUUAUCAUGUAGAAUUCCUGGGGGAUCCCCAUUCAAGAAGUUGGAUAAAGGCAACAAAUAUUAGUCAUUAUUCGGCAUCAUUAAAGGCGGAAGAAUGCAAAUCUGAAAAGCAGUGGUAUGAAAGUGCCAUGCAAGAGGCAAGCCUGUUAUAUGCGUUUUCUUGUGAGCAAAGAUUGGACAUGUGCUGUCAAACCAAACAAGAAACUUUAUUGGUGGAUGGCACUGGAGCAAAUGUGAAUGGCGCUGUGAUAGGCAAGAAAAGAGUUAAGGCUACCACAAAUUCUUCUGGCCAAAAACCAUGCAUCUUGGGAAAAAAUAAGAGGAAAAGAAUUUGUAAAAGCUCUUUUGAAAGUGCUUGUUCAGAUGGCUCCUUAUCAAAAGAAAACUUGGUUAUCUCCGAGUCUGAAGUUAUGCUAAAAGAUCUGGAACAAAUGCUCCAGCAAGUUGAAGAUCCCUUUAAGAACCUCAAUGAAGCAGGCGUACAUGGAGAUGAAAUAAACGCAGGAGAAACGUUAGCUAAGUGCGGCACAAACAUUUGGGAAGAAAGUCUAUUAGAAAACCCCUGUGAAGAAGAUUGUCUUGUAAUCGGUGAUAUUACAUUCAGAGCUGGAGAAUGUAUUGAGAAUAUAUCCAACACAUUUAAAGAAAUAGACAAUGUAAUGUCUGAAUUUCAGGAUAUCUAGAUUAUUAAAAGAGAGCCUGUUAAUUUUUACAUCUGAAUACUUCUGUCCUUUUCAUGUGAAACAGUCAAAAAAAUUAAGUGCCAAAAGUCCCAAGCUAUACAAAAGUUAACGCUUCUAUUUACUGAUUGAUGUCUGAUUACAAUUCUUAAAAUUUCUAACCA